AUGACAUGCUCAAAAAUAUUUUCAGGAGAUUUACCUGAAUUAACAGAAGUAAUUAUACAGUAUUUUAGAAAAGAUAUUUCAACAUUGUAUUCAUGCAUUUUAAUAAAUAGAUUAUGGUGUCGUUUAGCCAUUCCAUUAUUAUGGGAAGAUCCAUUUCCAAAGAAAGAUCCAUUUUCAAGGGAAUAUCUCGAAAAUCAACACUUUAUUGAAAUUUACUUAAGUAAAUUAAAUGAAGAUGUUAAAACAAAAUUAUAUGAAUAUGGAGUUAAUAAUAAUUUAAUAUCUUCAAAUACAUUAUUAUUCAAUUAUCCUAGCUUUAUUAAAUACUUAAAUAUAGAUGAAAUUUUUAGUUCUAUUCGAACGUGGGUUGAUACUGUAGUGGGUAAAAACCAAUGGAACCUAUUAAACUUAAUUUAUAGGUCAUUACUCGAAAUGUUUAUUGAAAAUGAAGGAAAUUUAUAUUCUUUGGAAGUUGACCUGUCUACGAGUUAUAGUUACUAUUUUGAUAAUAAUAUAGACUUGAUUUUACAAAAUCCAAACCUUACAUAUAAUAUUAGAAAUUUAACAUUCCGUAUUCAUGGUUAUAAUCCUCAAAAUAUUAUUAAAUUAUUAAAAUUUUUAUAUUCUAAUUGUAAUUCAAUCUUAUCGAUGGGUUUAAAUUUUCCUUUAUAUGAUAUCAUUCGUGAUCGUACUACUUUAUAUAAUCCAUUUUUAUCAUUAAAAAAUUCUAAUUGUUCAAAUACUUUGAAUAUAAUUAUAUUUUAUUACAUUGAUUUUAAGGAUAUAAUUAGUAUUUUACAAGAGGUUUUUGAUCAAUUGAAUGUCUUAGAAUCUAUUCAUAUUUUAUAUUGUCUUUCUUUAAAUUCUGAUUUUGUUCAACAAAUUAUUAAGGUUAAUAAACCAUUUAAAUUGAGAUCUUUAUUUAUGAUUGAAAUAUUACAUGUUGAAUCAUUACAAUUACUAUUAGAGAAAUUUGGUGAUUAUUUAGAAAAUUUUGGAUUUGAAUAUAUGAGUAACGAAUAUAAUGAACCAAAACGACAAUUAUUUAAAUCAAUUAUGGAAUAUUGUACAAAGAUUAGAUAUUUUGAUUCUGGUAAACCUUAUGAUAAUAAUAUUUACUUAUUCAUUAAAAACAAUCAUCAUAAUAUUAAUUAUCUUACUAUUGGAUUGGAUUUUAUUCACUCUAAUUAUACUGAUUUAAGUUCUAUAUUACAAAAUUUAGGACAAGUUCUUCCUCCUAAAUUAGAAUAUUUAAAUUUAUAUCUUUCAUUUAAUAAUACAAGUGAUCUGGAAAUAUUUUUAAAAAAUUCACAAAAUACUUUUAUUAAGAAAUUAUUAAUUAGAAAUAUAGUGGUGAAUGAAGAUGAAAAUAUUAAUAAUAUUAAUAUUUUAUUUUAUAUAAAAAAAUAUAUUAUGAAGAAGGAAAGGGUUAAAUAUUUGGCUAUUAAUUCUGAUAAUGAUGAUUAUGAAUUAUUUUCUUUAAAAGACGAAGUAAAUGAAUUUAAAUUAUAUAAUAUUAUAGUUAAAAAAUUCUCUGAUUUAAAUUUUAGUUCAUAUAGUUUUAUAAAUAAUUUUAAUGAAUAA
This is a messenger RNA of Rhizophagus irregularis DAOM 181602=DAOM 197198, 1584 nucleotides long. Lineage: Eukaryota; Fungi; Glomeromycota; Glomeromycetes; Glomerales; Glomeraceae. The record is from RefSeq and is a predicted model, not a curated record.